Perognathus longimembris pacificus (Pacific pocket mouse) is the source of this 659-nucleotide messenger RNA. RefSeq names its product low molecular weight phosphotyrosine protein phosphatase-like. Gene Ontology annotation, molecular function: acid phosphatase activity; non-membrane spanning protein tyrosine phosphatase activity. The transcript has a single exon. Gene Ontology annotation, biological process: protein dephosphorylation. Bases 39 to 515 code for a protein of 158 amino acids. The record is from RefSeq and is a predicted model, not a curated record. Gene Ontology annotation, cellular component: cytoplasm. NCBI's taxonomy places the organism in Eukaryota, Metazoa, Chordata, Mammalia, Rodentia, Heteromyidae.
CUGACGUGGUCUUUAGGCGCCAGCUACCACCCAGGAAGAUGGCGGAACAGGUUCCCAAAUCCGUACUAUUCUUGUGUCUAGGUAACAUUUGCCGGUCACCCAUCGCAGGAGCAGUUUUCAGAAAACUUGUAGCUGACCAAACUGUUUCAGAUAAUUGGAGGAUAGACAGUGCGGCCACAUCCUCCUAUGACGUAGGACACCCCCCUGACUAUCGAGGGCAGAGCUGCAUGAGGAAGCAUGGCAUCCCCAUAAGUCACAUUGCCCAACAGGUCACCAAAGAAGACUUUGCUACAUUCUACUACAUGCUGUGUAUGGAUGAAAGCAAUCUGAGAGAUUUGAAUAGAAAAAGUAAUCGAGUUAAAAACUGCAAAGCUAAAAUUGAACUACUUGGGAGCUAUGAUUCACAAAAACAACUCAUUAUUGAAGAUCCCUAUUAUGGAAACGACUCCGACUUCGAGCUGGUGUAUCAGCAGUGCCUCUGGUGUGGCAAGGCCUUCCUAGAGAAGGCCCACUAGGUUAGCACUGCCCACAGCCAACCCAACAACUCGCCCACUAGUCCUGUGCCUAAGUGUAGAAGCUUCCCUUAGCCUUGCCCCUGUUGUUUCUUCAGCUGACUUACUCUUAUCUUAAACAUAGUUGUAGGUGACAAAUUAGUUUUA